GCAACUAAUGGACAAUGCUGGAAAUACUGGUUAAAGCACAGUGCUGCUUGCUUGGCUGACUCCACAGCGAGCUUUGGAGAGGCUGGUGUCAGACCACAGUGCUUAAAAAGUGCCCCAAAACUCCCGGCCCUAAGAUACACAUGCACACACACACUCCUCCUAGAAUCUCCUCCAUCACAGUGCUGUAGAGUCCUGAGCAUGGGGAAACACCUUCCCACCACUGGACACACACUCUUACUCAGUCGACACACACACUCUUCUACUCUUUGAGCAUGUGGACGUACACACUCCUACUCACCCGAGCGUUUGAUGGUGAGAAGAGCCUUGACACCGUGAAGAGCAUACCGGUACUUCAGUUUCUCCUGAAAUCAGCCCUGGGCCUGGUAGAGAGGAGAGAGAGAGAGAGAGAGAGAUCGAGGAGAGAUCUCUCCAUCACCAGAUCUUCAGGAUGAAUAAAACGUGGACGAGUGAGGUGGCUUAGAGCACAAUGUCUUAACGCUGUGCCACCGUGUGUAUUGUGGAAGAGGUCGUAGAGCAGAUUCUGGCGAACCCUAACCCCUGACCCCUGUGGUGUGGGGGGUGAGUUCGGGGCAAUGCGCUGCCCCACCCUGCUGGCCCUGCUGGCGGGGGUCAUGCUGUACCUGGUGAUGGGGGCGUUGAUGUUCCGGUACUGGGAAAGCCCCAUGGAGAGCAAGGAGCAUGAGAAGCUGCUCUGCACCACACGUGACUUCCUCGGAAACCACUCAUGUGUCACUGCACAGAACCUCAGCGACCUCAUAAAGAGUGUGGUGAAGGCGGUGGAGGCAGGCCUGGACGUAAAACACAGCUCCACCAACUUCACUAGCAGGUGGGACCUGGCCAGCGCCUUCUUCUUCUGUGGUACCAUCAUCACCACCAUUGGGUUUGGUAACCUUUCUCCCAGGACCAAAUGGGGCCAGCUGUUCUGCGUGUGUUAUGCCCUGGUAGGGAUCCCUAUGUUUGGUUUCCUGCUGGCUGGUGUCGGGGACCACAUGGGGACGGGGCUGAGGAAGGCCGUGUGGAAGAUGGAGACGCUCUUCCUGAAGCGGCGGGUCAGUCCCACCUAUGUACGGAUCAUGUCUGCUGUUCUGUCCAUCCUGAUUGGCUGUCUGAUCUUCCUCGCUGUGCCAACGCUGGUGUUUAAGGAAGUGGAGGACUGGUCCUUUCUGGAGGCGCUCUACUUUGUGGUCAUCACCCUCACCACGGUUGGCUUUGGAGACUACGUAGCAGGUGCUAACCGGAGGGACGGAGAUCUGUUUAAGCCCCUGGUGUGGCUCUGGAUAGUGUUUGGCCUGGCUUACUUUGCCUCCAUACUCACCAUGAUCGGGAACUGGCUGCGGGUGCUGUCCAAGAAAACACGUGCUGAGAUGGAGGAGUUGAGGGCCCAUGCUACAGACUGGACCCAGAACAUCCAGAAUAUGUCCAUGGACUUCCGGAUCCCCAACCCUCUGGACCUCAACGACCCCUUCCUGCUGCAGCGGCGCCGCUGGAAACGCAGCACCCGGCGGCGGGUCCGCAGGGGGGCGCUGGGGCACCACGGCAGGCAGGGCGUCAUAGGGGAGAACGGACAUCUGCCCAAUAGGUGGGUCUCCCACACCCGCUCCAUGACCCGUCUGGAGGUUGUGAGGUUAGGGGGGGGCGAGGUUAGGAAUGAGGGGACGAGGUUAGGACCAGGGGCGGAUUCCAGAGUCAGUGCGAGGUCAGAGGGCAGGUCGUUGGGCCGGACGGUGGCGAGGUCGCUGUCGAUGCCUGCGGCGCGCUCUGUGAUGGAGUUAGAUUAUGUCCGUGAUCCUGUUGCUAUGAUGAUGCUGCAAGGGGAGUCUGCGUUUGAGUCUAAGUCACUGUCCGAGUCUCCAGAGUCUGACUCCAGAUCAGAAGUCUCCUCCUCUGACUCUCACACCUCUGACAUGUGUACACCAGGGCAGGGGAUAACUUUUGCCAGUUUUGACGCCAGUGGGUCUCUCUGUACUGGGGAGAGGGGAAGCCAGGGAGCAUCCAGACAGGUAUUUUUCCAGGAGGAUAUCCGGUUCCCUGUGCCUCUCCAGCAGCUCCCCAAGUCCCACAACCCCACCAAGCCCAUCCCCAUGUCGCCCAUAUUCUCUGUGAAACCCAUGCCGCUCCCCAUGCCCACCCCGACAGGCUGCAAAAUGCUAGAUUUCUUCGGGGAGAACUUGGCCUACAUUGACGAGUCGUCGGACACGUUGAGUGACAGGAACCAGCCCGUUGAGGGGGCUGUCAGUCCUCGCCCCCGUAAGCCCCGCAGGAGGAGCAUAAGGAGGCAGCUGCCCCACCGGAGCACCCUGAAGGAGAGGGACAGUGACAUGCAGCCCCCCUCCAACCCCCCGACACCUCCCCCUCUUUCCCAUCUCAGAGACUGACACAGUGACAUGCAGUCCCCCUCCAACCCCCCCACCCAACCCCCUCUCUCCCAUCUCAGAGACUGAUGAACAGUCUGACAGGCACAGGUCAUGAAGGGGGAGAGUAAGGCUGGUCUUUAAUACUAGUGUUCACAGGAGAAGCAGACCUCAAAGCUCAGAUGUACUUAUAUUAUGUACUGGGGAUAAAGGCCAACAAUAUACUAGAUCUCACUGACUGAGGACCAUAGUCGCCAUUGAGAUAUAUUUGUAUGAAAACGAAUGCAUGUAUUCAGCAGCACAGAUAUAGAAUAUAUCAACUGUCUAAGCUCAGUCAAGUAAGACUCACUGGGUUGAGAAAUAGCACCAUCUCCUGGCUGGUAAGUGUAGUACAACAUCUCCUCUGCGAAGGUGUAGCCUGCUGUGCUGUCCGCUACUGGAGCUCAGCCCAAACCUCAGCCAUGGUUUUUAAAUCACUGACUAAAGGACGUUUUUGAAUAACCAUGUUAGAUCUGGCUUCAGACAUCCAUUUCUCUGUAUAUCCCAGUGUCCUUCAGCAUGUGGGAUAUAUAGUGCUCUGGUUGAAUAAGGGCCGUUCCACAACAGGAAUCCCUUUUGGGAAGUGUCAUUUGGUGCAAAACAUUUUACUUUACAUAAUUUUAACCUUCUGUCAUAAAAAGCACAGAGUUCAACUUAAUAAAAAACAUGAUUUUCAAGAGGUUAAAUAAAAAAAUGACUUUAAGUGCCAAAUAAAGUAACAGGGUUGACCAUUUCAUCUUAAAUAACUGUAAAUCCUCACUGACUGGAUUAGGGAUGUAUGUUUUUGUGUGCAGCAGGCAGGGGCAAUUGAAUAGAAACUUCCCAAAAAGUUGUAUAGAUAUUUCCACACUAACAUGAUGAUAAUGCCCUUUUCGUGCAAGAGCUGUUUGAAAAUAAAUGUGACAUUUUUGCCUGUU
This is a messenger RNA of Oncorhynchus kisutch (coho salmon), 3328 nucleotides long. RefSeq names its product potassium channel subfamily K member 4. NCBI's taxonomy places the organism in Eukaryota, Metazoa, Chordata, Actinopteri, Salmoniformes, Salmonidae. Gene Ontology annotation, cellular component: plasma membrane. Bases 594 to 2396 code for a protein of 600 amino acids. Gene Ontology annotation, biological process: stabilization of membrane potential; potassium ion transmembrane transport. The record is from RefSeq and is a predicted model, not a curated record. Gene Ontology annotation, molecular function: potassium ion leak channel activity; outward rectifier potassium channel activity. The transcript has 8 exons.